CGCAGCGUGGCCGAGAGUUAAAUCUCCCGGAAUCUGAGGCGCGGUGUGUGAGAUUAGAGAGAGAAGGGAUCCGUUCCUCAUCACUCGCCACCAUUAGAACCAUAGGCAAGCUGAGGAAGCGCCGGGCGGCCGGCAGUGGUAGCAGCGGAGCGGCCAUGGCAGCAAUCCGGAAGAAGCUGGUGGUGGUCGGGGACGGGGCGUGUGGGAAGACGUGCCUCCUCAUUGUCUUCAGUAAGGACGAGUUCCCCGAGGUCUACGUCCCCACCGUCUUCGAGAACUACGUGGCCGACAUCGAGGUGGACGGUAAGCAGGUAGAGCUGGCCUUAUGGGACACGGCGGGCCAGGAGGACUAUGACCGGCUCCGGCCUCUCUCCUACCCGGACACCGAUGUCAUCCUCAUGUGUUUCUCGGUGGACAGCCCGGACUCUCUGGAGAAUAUCCCGGAGAAGUGGGUGCCCGAGGUCAAACACUUCUGCCCCAACGUGCCCAUCAUCCUGGUGGCCAACAAGAAGGACCUCCGCAACGACGAGCACAUCCGCAACGAGCUGGCCCGUAUGAAGCAGGAGCCGGUCCGUACCGACGACGGACGUGCCAUGGCCAUCCGCAUCUCCGCCUACGAGUACCUCGAGUGCUCCGCCAAGACCAAGGAUGGCGUCAGGGAAGUCUUCGAGACCGCCACCAGGGCGGCGCUACAGAAGAGGCACGGCCCCAGCGGGGAGUGCAUCAGCUGCUGCAAGCUGCUAUGAUCCCCCCCUCCUGUAUGUGACUGGACUGUAUGGUGCUAAGGGGGCCCCUGCCUCCGAGGGCCCCGCCAUAGGGUUACCCAACAUCGGACAUGGUGGGGUGGUGAGGACUGUAAUCCUGAUGCACCUGAGAUUGGGGUCAUUUCAUCCACCUCAACUCCCCCUCUCCAUUCAUUUUGAUGCUUGAGACAUUGGUGGUCAUCUUGGUCCACCCACUGUGACCUAAGAGGUUGGGGGGGCUCUUCCAAGUCCCAGAGGACUGUGUUCUUCCUGAGAUUGGGCUCUCAUCCACCCUGGCCCAUCCCUAAUCUAUUCUGAUGCUCACAACAGUGGUCCCACCAUUGUGACCUAAGAACUGCAUCCAGAGGUUGGGGGUCCAUCAGUGGUCACCCCAUUGUUACCUGUGGACUGCGUUCUUCUGGAGAUUGGGCUCUCAUCCACCCCAAAUCCUGUCACCUGUGUUCAUUCUGAAGCUUGAGACGUUGGUGGUCACUUCAGUCCCACCACUGUGACCUAAGAACUGCAUCUAGAGGUUGGGGUGUCCAUCCUAGAAGGUACCUCCAGUGUCACCCAAGGAAUGCUUUCUUCUAGAGAUUGAGAGGUCACCUAAGCCCCCCCUUCUGUCACCUGAAGACUCUACUCCUGCUGAUGCUUGGAACAUUAAUUGCCACCUUGAUGCCCUCACAUGAGAUUGAGGUGUCUCAUCCUAGAGGUCCCUCAUUGAGCCACCCAAGUGCUACAUUUGGCUGAAGAUUGGGGGGGGUAUCUCGUCCUAGAGAUCACUUGAGUCUGUUGUCACCCGAAGGCCAUUCUUUUGGAGAUUUGAGUGCCCUGUCCUACAAGACCCCCGUUGUCACCUGAAGACUUCAUCCUGAUGCUUGGGACUUUGGUCACCUUGGACCCCACUUCAUUCAUAAGAUUGGGGGUUCUUGCUCUGAAGGUCAACCAAGCCCACCAUUGUGUGACCCAAGGACUGCAUUCAUUCUGAUGCAUGAGACAUUACCACCUUGGUCUCCAACAUUGAGAACUGCCUUCAUCAGAUUGGGGGUCUUCCAAGCCCUCCGCAUACUGUGACCUGAGGACUGCCAAUGCUCAGUAGAUUGGGGAGUCUCCCAUUCUUGAGGUCACAUGCCUCCCUUCAUGACUGCUGUGUACCCCACACUAGUGCUGCACCCUGCCAAGCAGUAUUCCCCCUGUACAGAUAGACUGAGCCUCUAUUGUGCCAGGGAGGGGCUUUACCCUUCUCUGGUGACCUGAAUGACACUACCUUCUUAUCCAGGGGACUCCCAAGGUCUUUGCAAAUUGGUUAUUAUUGUGGUGGCCCAUCUUGAGAUGGGAUAGCAAUGCUUUGAUACUGUUGAGUCCCUCUGUUGCUCGUGUCCCCAGUAGUGUGUUGCUGUGCAAUGUGUUGCUGGUUUAUUCACAAGCAACUGUCCUCUUCAGGGCUAACAGGGGCGAUCUCCUGAACUGUAUAUAGACCUGUAAAUAUAUAUAUAUAAAAAUAUUCUAUUGAGCAGGCUUGGCAGCUUGCAGUGUACCGACUCCUGGGGAACUACAAGUGUCGGGAUACUUGGACUUGUAGUUCACCAGUAAACGGCACACUGCUACCCGCCAAAACCUGCUUAGGAGGGAACUCGGACUCUGCGCCCUUCUGUCUUUGAAAGGAAACCUGUGCUGAGAGAAUAUAAAAGCUGUUGUUGACCUCUGGAAAUGCUAGUUGCCUGGCUGUCAAGAUCUGAACUUGUCUCUCCUAUCAGAGACUCUAAUCAACAACUGCCCAUACAUUAUACAAUUUCCUCUAGUCUAGAUUUACCUUCAUCACAAGGGCCUGCCUGAUUGCGUACACAUUGAAAGCUUUCAGGUUUGACCUCCAUAUUAUAGAAUUUUGGUCAAUGUAAAGAAAAAUUGUAUAACGUGUGGCCAGCCUUUGCGUGCGUUUCAUGUUGGUGACUCGGAAAGCCAUGACCACACGCGUUCUUGUUCCAUGGCAGCCUGUGUAUUUCUCAGUACUGGUUUCCUUUGCACAUCAGCCUGUUUUGCAGCUGUAACUUUUUUGUAGCAUUUUUUUCCUUUUUUUUUUUUUCUUCGACUUCAUGUGAAAUAUUUUUGCACUUCUCUUUUUUUAUUUUAUUUUUAUUUUUCUGACACUCAAUGCACUUACCAUCUGCAAAGACACUGACUUUAUCAACACUUAAACUGAAAAGAACCACUUUUAUUUUUUUUCACCAUUUUUGUUUUCUAGUACAUGAAUGUAGAGUCAUGGAGGAAAGUUACAAGACUUGUAGCAUUCCAAGUAUUAAAUAAAUGGGGCGUGUAGAUUAAAAGUAAUGCAAAAAAAAAAACAUAAAAUGUGGAUGAAGGUAAACUAUCAGAUGUGUUACAGAAUUAUUAUUUGAAAUUUUUUGUUAGAGGCAGAUAUUUUGUUUUCUGACAGUGGUACUAAAUUGUGUUCAACUGAAAACAAAGGCUGACAGCAGUGGAAAAAAAAGAUAAAUUUGGGUAUGUUUACAUUAAAUUUAUUAUAUGUAUAUACAGGUUUUUAUGUGAAAUAUUAAAUAUCUUCUAAAUAUA
Messenger RNA from Rana temporaria (common frog), 3314 nucleotides. It is a transcript of the gene RHOB, whose product is annotated as ras homolog family member B. The coding region runs from base 156 to 746 and encodes 196 amino acids. The transcript has a single exon. The record is from RefSeq and is a predicted model, not a curated record. NCBI's taxonomy places the organism in Eukaryota, Metazoa, Chordata, Amphibia, Anura, Ranidae. Gene Ontology annotation, biological process: small GTPase-mediated signal transduction. Gene Ontology annotation, molecular function: GTPase activity; GTP binding.